Molecule: messenger RNA, 3471 nt
Organism: Onychostoma macrolepis
Lineage: Eukaryota; Metazoa; Chordata; Actinopteri; Cypriniformes; Cyprinidae
Gene: zdhhc3a
Product: zinc finger DHHC-type palmitoyltransferase 3a
Exons: 7
Coding region: 275-1168 (297 amino acids)
Biological process (GO): peptidyl-L-cysteine S-palmitoylation; protein targeting to membrane
Cellular component (GO): endoplasmic reticulum; Golgi apparatus
Molecular function (GO): protein-cysteine S-palmitoyltransferase activity
Source: RefSeq, a predicted model, not a curated record
CGGAUCGUGAUCCGGUUGCGCCUCUAGUGAAAGGGAGGUGUGGCUAUCAGUUUCUCCAGUGAAGGGAGGAGCUGGCUCCGCACAAAAAUGCAGCAUUUCACCAGCCCCCGUGCAAUAAUCGGGUAAACCACAAUUUUUUUAAAAAAAACACUAAUCUCAGACAUGUUCCCCUGCUAGCGUGAUCCAUGCAUUAUUGGAUCUUCUCGGCCUUGAGUGGGCGAGCAAACGCGAGGAGCACCAGUGUCGCCAAAUAUGAUGGCAUCUCUGUGGUAGCAUGAGAAGUCCAGUGCCGCGUUUCAGGGACGUCGAGAGGCAGGCCAGUGGCCUGCAGCCUGUACAAUGUCUUCCUCCCUGUCAUGAGCAACAGAACAACAUGUGGUUCAUCAAAGAUGCCUGCGGCAUCGUUUGUGCGGUCAUAACCUGGCUUCUCAUCGUCUUUGCUGAGUGUGUCGUGCUGUUCGUCAUGCUGAUUCCAUCGAAGAACCUCACCUACAGCCUGGUGAAUGGCACCCUCUUCAACAGCCUGGCCUUCCUCGCCUUGGCGUCUCAUUUCAGAGCCAUGUGCACUGACCCGGGAGCCGUGCCAAAGGGCAAUGCCACAAAGGAGUACAUCGAGAGCUUGCAGCUGAAGCCAGGCCAGGUGGUUUACAAAUGUCCCAAGUGCUGCAGUAUUAAGCCGGAUAGAGCUCACCACUGCAGUGUUUGUAAGCGCUGUAUACGGAAGAUGGAUCAUCAUUGCCCUUGGGUAAACAAUUGUGUCGGGGAAAAUAACCAGAAGUACUUUGUGCUUUUCACAAUGUACAUUUCUCUGAUCUCUCUGCAUGCCUUGGUCAUGGUGGUCUUUCAUUUUCUCUACUGCUUUGAAGAUGACUGGACAAAGUGCAGUACCUUCUCCCCUCCAGCCACUGUCAUCCUCCUCAUCCUCCUGUGCUUUGAGGGCCUCCUCUUCCUCAUCUUCACCUCUGUGAUGUUUGGCACCCAAAUCCAUUCAAUCUGCACAGAUGAGACGGGCAUAGAGCAGUUGAAAAAGGAAGAGAGAAGAUGGGCUAAAAAAACAAAAUGGAUGAACAUGAAGGCGGUAUUCGGACACCCCUUCUCGAUAGCAUGGUUUAGCCCGUUUUCCACACCUGACCACGGGAAAGCUGACCCCUACCAGUAUGUGGUCUGAGCUCAGGAAGCUUUAAGCUAGAGACUCGAGUGCACUUGGACUGCCCUUAUAAACAGCAUCUUUUCAUUUGUUUGUAAUCAACGAAGCAUUUAGCAUUGAGACUAAAUCACCGUCAUCAUCUUUAUUUAUUUAUUUUUUUUUCAGGGAACAAAUCAUUGCAUAUCCAAUUAUCCUUGCCUCUAUUUAUUUUAAUUCAGGACAGAAAGUGGAUGCUUUAUCAUGUCAUAAUCUCAAGCAUCUCUGCCUAGCUACACUGAAAUGAAGAUGAAUGUUGCGCAGAUAAUAGAAGCCAAUUUAUGCUAAUAUAAUCACUAUUGUAAUCUUGCCAGACUGUCCACAAUGAUAACCUACUUUCUGAAGGUACUUUUAAACAAUAUGUUAUUUUUUUUAUACCUAGCUACAGUAUAAUACUCCUGCCCUUUCCUGGUUAACAAUGUAAGAGCACUGACAACCAUUCAAUAAAAUGGUUUAUUAUGCUGACAGAUAAAAGAAACGUUUAACGGCGGUUUUUACCAAGGAUGAUAACUGUAAUGAUAACUAUAAAUCAUUCUGUGAGAAUAUUGAAGUCCACAUUACAUCUACUUUAUAACAAUAAUGACACUGAGGAACAAUAUCAUUGGAAUCACUCUCGGAACAAUUGUUUUCCAGCUCAUGAAUUAUUAAAAACAGUGACGGCCAAUCAGAAUCAGAGCAUUUCAUAAAUGCUCAGCAUGCUCGAGCAUUUAUAAGCACUUAUAAAAACAGAGCUGCUGUUAAGGACAUAUAGUUAGAGUUAUCGUUAUAUUUAUCGUUCUUGGUGUGAACGGGCCUUAACAUUAUUGACACUGGCUGUAUACAAAAUAUAAAAAGUAUAUAAACAAUAUAGGAAGUUUAACAGGGGUAUAAAUAUGGUCUGACAAAGCUUGGAUUCAAGUGAUUCUAUACUAAAUGAUGCAGAAACAUAAAACAUAAAUGUAACUACAAAUAUUGAUAAAGCGAUACACUAGUUUUUACAUUCACAAGUAUUGUAGAACAGAAUUGAUCUAGUAUUAAAUGCCAUAAUCAGUGCAUUGUCAGCUCAUUUCUACACCCCUGAAAAUAAUUCCAUUUAAAUGAUAAUGACUUUAUAAAUGUAAAGAAUGUGUUUCGAGAUAUUAUGAGUACAUUUGCUGUUACACAUAAGAUUUUGAGUGAUAACAGUACUGAUGUUACUCAGCUGCCCUAUCAGAUUUACUUCCUAUACUCAAUAUACACUCUGUACUUUUUUUUUUAGAGCUGAUUUACUUGGUAUGUUUCCAUAAACUUGGUUUGCAGAAAUGUUUAAGAAAGGAACGGGCUUAAAAAUAAUUGUAUGUUUUUGAAAACUUAAUUGAUUUACCAUUGUUGCCAUUGUUUUGGUUAAUUGCAUUUUACAUUUUAUUAAUAUACAUUUUUGUUAUGAUGAACGGAUGAUAUGUGCUUGAACUUUUAAGUGUGUAUGAAAAAGACAAUCAUUCUGUUCUUCUUUGACAAAUGGUAAAUAAUUAAAAACCUGAAUACUCGGUCAUUAGUGCUUUAUGUGACAAUGUGUCAAAGUGUCUGACAGUGGAUUUCCUAAAUGCACAACCAUAUGUGAAUCCGGUCUAAUCACAUGAAAAUCAGCAGCUAAAAUGCCAUUCACUUUGCAAUCUCUCAAGAGGUCCAAAUGUUUUCAAAUUUGCUUGGUCUCUGUCUUCCUGUCCACUUCCUGUCUGUCUUUGACACUAACCUAGUUUUCUCCUUUUUUAUUCUUUUGUGUUGUUUAAUGAGUAGUUCCCUUGCUCAGAAAUAUCAAAUCUUUGGUUUUUUUGGGAAUUAAAAUGAAUGAAAAAGCAACUAAUUAUAUUUAGUAUUAAAUUAGGCUGAUGUCCCUGUUUGAUUGGUGUGAGAUGGAGGUAAGCUUUGAUUGCUACCGGUAUAAAGACACAUUUGAUCAUUCGACACAAUGCAUGCUAUUUAAAAUGGUCUGUUUUUCUUUUCCUUUACCUCAUUUGGAAUGUGAAGGCAUGCUGCAUGCUCCAUGUGUUUUUAAUUUGUGCCAUAAAGUGAAAGUCGAACCAUUUCUUCCAGUUGGGUUAUUUCAUAUUAAAGAUUAAACACCAGAAGCACGCAGGUGCAUGAGUAGGCCUAUAAUGAAACGCUCCUCAUGCUUCUUUUUUUUAGCAUGGUAACCAUUUGCUUUCCUUUUCAGUUCAAUCAGUGGAAUUUGUUCUUUUUUUGCCAAUAUGGAUGUUGUUUUCCAUCUAUUUAUGGAGUCUAUUAUUUCACAUCUUUUUCAACAAUCACAGCGGUGCUGUUUUUCUUUU